Messenger RNA from Dentiscutata heterogama, 312 nucleotides. Lineage: Eukaryota; Fungi; Glomeromycota; Glomeromycetes; Diversisporales; Gigasporaceae. The record is from the annotation of a GenBank genome assembly.
AUGUCUCAAGAAAAUAAAAUGAUAUUUGAAGAAAAUAUGCCUGAGGAAAAUACAGUGAAAUCUGAUGAGAACAAUAAAAAAAGAAAAAUAGACGAUAAUUAUAAACCACAUUUAUGUGGUGAAUAUGAAAUAGGUUCCGAUAGCAUAAUUGAUGGUUUUCAAGUUGUUGGAGAUGCAGUUCAACCAUUUCUUCCGUUAUUUCAAUCUGUUCAAACUAUUGUAGAUUCAAUAGUGAAAGCUUACAAAAAUGGAAAAUGUAACCAGAAAAUUUGUUUAGCUUUAAUUGAUCGUGUAGAAAUUGCUCAACAAGCA